Messenger RNA from Ilyonectria robusta, 1636 nucleotides. RefSeq lists its product as uncharacterized. Gene Ontology annotation, cellular component: cytoplasm. The transcript is spliced from 4 exons. Gene Ontology annotation, biological process: aromatic amino acid biosynthetic process. The record is from RefSeq and is a predicted model, not a curated record. Gene Ontology annotation, molecular function: 3-deoxy-7-phosphoheptulonate synthase activity. Bases 137 to 1258 code for a protein of 373 amino acids. Lineage: Eukaryota; Fungi; Ascomycota; Sordariomycetes; Hypocreales; Nectriaceae.
UUUACUUCGUACUAACAAACGUUGUUUCCUGGUCAUAUUCUCUCCUCGGGUCGUGGAUUGAAUUGCAUUGUUUUGCCUCAUUUCACUAUUCCGUUACGUCUUUGAUACCCUUUCAUCGCCCAUCCAAGUCAUCAUCAUGGCGUCCUUCAUGUAUGAAAACAAAAAUGUUGGCAACAAGGCCGAGUCCGAGGAUUGGAGAAUUCGCGGCUACAACCCUCUGACUUCUCCCGAUCUGCUCCAACACGAGAUCUCUCAGUCCGCCGAGUCCAAGCAAACCGUACUCCGCGGCCGUGACGAGGCCGUCGCAAUUGUCAAUGGCACCGACGAGAAGCACCGCCUGCUCGUCAUCAUUGGCCCCUGCUCCAUCCACGACCCCGAGGCCGCCCUCGCCUACUGCGACCUCCUCCUCAAGGAGAAGGAGAAGCACAAGGACGAGCUCCUCAUUGUCAUGCGCUCGUACCUCGAGAAGCCCCGUACCACUGUUGGCUGGAAGGGCCUCAUCAACGACCCUGACAUCGAUGGCAGCUUCAAGAUCAACAAGGGUCUGCGCCUGUCGCGCCAGGUCUUCGUUGACCUGACCUCCAAGGGCAUGCCCAUUGCCAGUGAGAUGCUCGAUACCAUCUCGCCUCAGUUCCUGGCCGAUUUGCUCUCCGUCGGUGCCAUUGGCGCCCGAACCACCGAGAGCCAGCUGCACCGCGAGCUUGCCAGUGGUCUCAGUUAUCCCGUCGGUUUCAAGAACGGCACCGACGGCUCCCUCGGCGUUGCCAUUGAUGCCAUUGGCGCUGCCCAACACCCUCACCACUUCCUCUCCGUCACCAAGCCCGGUGUCGUCGCUAUUGUGGGCACUGAGGGCAACGACGACUGCUUCGUCAUUCUGCGAGGCGGCACCAAGGGUACCAACUACGACGCCGCUAGCAUCGCCGAGGCCAAGGCGGCUCUCCAAAAGAAGGGCGUCCGACACCGUCUGAUGGUCGACUGCAGCCACGGAAACUCGCUCAAGAACCACAAGAACCAGCCCAAGGUUGCCGCUGACCUGGCUGGCCAAAUUGCUGGGGGUGAGACGGCCAUCAUGGGUGUCAUGAUUGAGAGCAACAUCAACGAGGGCAACCAGAAGGUCCCCGAGGAGGGCAAGUCUGGCCUGAAGUACGGCGUGAGCAUUACCGAUGCCUGCAUCCACUGGGAUGACACCGUCUCGGUGUUGGACACCCUUGCCCAGGCUGUCAAGGCCCGACGCAAUGUCUUGGGCGUGACUAUUUAAGUUGAAGAAUUUAUUGAGUGCAGUGCGCCGGUUCCUGUUGGGUCGGGAAAUGGCUGCUGUGGCAUUGGAUGUUUAACCGUCUAAGCCGCGUGGGGACUGCACUUGUCGUAAUUGGCGACGCAUUUAUGGUUGAAGGUUGGAGUUGUCUGGUUGUCGAUUUACGGGAUAGAAAAAAGCAUCAAACAUGCUACUGAGCCGAUGCGGCCGGCUCAUGUCAGGGAAUAGUAAAAGCAAUACGGUUGUUAGUGUGCAGUUUACCCUCUCGCGCCAUUGCGACGAUGAGCGGCAUCGCAUACUGUUUCAUGUACGAUAGCGCACUGUAUGAAAACACACCCAAGACGUAUGGGCGAUCUGCAAAAACAGCCACCGGACCCACAC